Molecule: messenger RNA, 1518 nt
Organism: Lycium ferocissimum
Lineage: Eukaryota; Viridiplantae; Streptophyta; Magnoliopsida; Solanales; Solanaceae
Exons: 9
Coding region: 247-1047 (266 amino acids)
Biological process (GO): lipid homeostasis
Cellular component (GO): membrane; endoplasmic reticulum
Source: RefSeq, a predicted model, not a curated record
GUAUGACGAAGAGAAUCCAAUUUUGGUCAUGGUCCUCCACCCCCAACCCCUCAUUAAAUUUCACACCAAUUUGUUACUGUUAUAUUUCCCCCUCAUUAAUUGUUGUAAGCUACUAGUAGCCAUCAUUUGUCAAGGAUGUGGUCAAUUCUCUGACUUGUUUGAACAUUCUUGUUCUGUCUCGGUUGGUUAUCUUGUAAAGGGGUUUAACCAUUUUACCUCAUACUAAUAAACACAGAUUUCAGCAAUAUGUUGGGUCUUGGAUUGAUUAGCAUAGCGGGUCAUGCUACCCCAAGUAAAGAAUUACACUGGUUACUUUCUGCCUUUGCUGGUAUCAUCAUGUGUAAAAUUGUUUAUCAAUUAACAGGUGCUAUAAGUCCUUUGUUCUUCACGGGAUAUUUUAAACUUGACGACCAAAAGAAACUUGAAUGGAACAACAGAGGAUUUUCCACUUUCCAUGCACUCCUUGUAGCAGCUGCUUCUAUAUAUCUCUUGCUUGAAUCAGAUCUUUUCCUUGAUGGUGCUCAGGAUGAGUUAAUGAUCAAUAGAACCUCAGCUUUUUCAGACACCAUGCUCGGGAUCUCCACCGGCUACUUUCUGGCAGACUUGGCAAUGAUUUUGUAUUACUUCCCAGCCUUGGGUGGAAUGGAGUAUGUCUUUCAUCAUGGACUCUCAAUGUUUGCAAUUGUUCAAUCCCUUUUAAGUGGUCAAGCACAGAUAUAUAUAUUUAUGGUACUCUUUACCGAGAGUACUACUCCCUUUGUUAAUUUGAGAUGGUACCUGGAUGUUGCUGCUCAAAAGAACUCUAAGCUUUAUGUCUGCAAUGGAGUAGCUUUAUUUCUUGGGUGGCUGGUUGCAAGGAUUUUUUUGUUUCUCUUCCUUUUCUAUCACAUGUUUAGCCAUUUUGAUCAGAUAAAGAAAGUUUAUCCACUGGGCUUCUAUAGCUUGUUAACUGUACCUCCUGUUUUGGCACUGCUGAAUACCGUCUGGUUUUGGAAAAUUGCAAAGGGUUUGAUUAAGACUUUGAGAAAGGCUAGACACAGCCAGUAGCAGACAACUACUGCUCUUUUGGAGCUUGUGCAGGUACUUACAGUGGUUCACCAGGGUUAUCAUUUAUGAAAUCAACCUCUAUGUUCAUCAAGUACAGCUGUUUUCUUGUCUUUUCAAUACCUAUUUCUUCAUUGAGUUACUGAGCCAACAAAACAAGUGAAAGAACUGAUUGUAAACUAACAUUUUUACAGUAUCUUUGUCCGACAUUGCUAAUCAUAAAUGUGGCAUCCCUUUCAGUAAUUGUAGUGUGAUGCAAUACCGAAGUGUAGGACCGCUGAUUGACUGUGAUGUUGUAUUUGCUGGCGACAAGGAGCCUAUUUUGAUAUUUUUCAAAUUUCUGGCUUGUUUGAUCAGCUAUUUUGGCUUUACCGUUUUACUCAUAAUGUACAAAAAUUGAUUUUGGCUUAGCAAAAGGAACUCAAUAGAAUCAGAUCUACUCAUUAAAGUGAAGCUUUGCUCUAGGUUUACCUA